Bipolaris oryzae ATCC 44560 is the source of this 1707-nucleotide messenger RNA. RefSeq lists its product as uncharacterized. NCBI's taxonomy places the organism in Eukaryota, Fungi, Ascomycota, Dothideomycetes, Pleosporales, Pleosporaceae. Gene Ontology annotation, biological process: positive regulation of G2/MI transition of meiotic cell cycle; positive regulation of G2/M transition of mitotic cell cycle; G2/M transition of mitotic cell cycle. Gene Ontology annotation, cellular component: cytoplasm; nucleus. Gene Ontology annotation, molecular function: protein tyrosine phosphatase activity. Bases 1 to 1707 code for a protein of 568 amino acids. The record is from RefSeq and is a predicted model, not a curated record. The transcript is spliced from 5 exons.
AUGCACCCGCCCCCAAUUCCCGGUCCCUGGGGCUAUCGCCGUGACCUGCCUCAGUCCAAGCCGCUCUUCGGGGGUGCACACAACCUUGGCCCCAAAAACUUCAAUUUCCGUGAUCUCAGCAUGAAGAAGGCUAGUGGAGACUACUUUGCCCUCCAGCCUCGCAUCGGCUCCUCGCCUACUGCCAGCCUGGCUGCCGACAUGUCGAGCAACCUGCACGUUGACCAGAGCCCUCAGCUCGCCACGCCCCGUCGGUCGCUCUUCACGUCCAAUCUCUUUCAGCAGUUGGACACAAGGGAAAACCUGACCCCAAUUGCCCGAUGGGAAGGUGUCACCACUCCCCCAAUUCCUUCUUCGUCGCCCGGCUUCGCUCCAGACUCGAUGGAUAUCUCGCCUCUUCCCCACAAGGCCCCCUUUAGCUUCGUCAACGACCGUUCUCUGCCGCUUCCCUCGCCCUCGCCCGAGACCACUCCCGGCACCGACAGUGACAUGUUGUCGUCGUGCAGCGACCUGCCUACGCCUCCCACGUACUCGACGGCAAACCUCGAGGUUCCUCGCCCAGUAUCUGCUGCUGACCGUCGCAAGUCUGCCCUGCUUAGGCCUUCUCUGAUGCGUUCCAAGAACAAUUCGUCCAACUCUGUUUCUUUCAAGGAUGAUGAGAAGUCCGACGAGAACUCGGUGCCUCCGCCUCCACCUUUCCAGUUCGGGUGUGGUGACUUUAGCCGCACCUCGUCUUCACUAACCCUGGACGAGUGCUUCGCCGCCUCGCCUCCACAAGAGCGCAGCAGGCCCACAUCCAAUGGAUCCCUAUUCGGCUCUUCUAGGCCCAAGCCCUACCGCCUCAACUCUACUGCUACCUCUAGUUCAAAUGGAUCGCCCCUUGCCGCCAUCCGGAAACCUGCUGGUCCCUCCUCGCGUCGACCAAGCAAGUUCCGACGUUCAUUGAGCAUGUUCGAGAGCCCCGGUGAUGUGAUGAAUGCCAAGCAGGAGCAGGAGAACUAUCAGCCCAGUGGUCUUCAGUCUGUAAUGGAUGUCGAUGAUGUCCACCCACUCAAACUUCCUCAUUUCACUACUAGCGAACCAGAGAGUCUUCCUCGCAUUACCCGUGAGACCCUGAUUGACGUGCUCGAUGGUGUUUACGACCACCUGUAUGACAACAAGGUGGUUAUUGACUGCCGUUUCGAGUAUGAGUACAACGGUGGGCACAUUGAAGGUGCUUUGAACUUUUGUGACAAGGAGAAGCUUGCCGAGCGUCUCUUCCAGGCCCCUUCUAGUGAGAACACUCUCUUGGUACUCCAUUGCGAGUACUCGGCACAUCGUGCUCCUCUGAUGGCCAAGUUUGUUCGCUCGCAAGACCGUAAAGAGAACGCUCACCAGUAUCCUUUCCUCUCCUUUCCCGAAGUCUACAUCCUUGAUGGUGGCUACAGCUCCUUCUUCCAUGCUCACGCUACCCGCUGCUAUCCCCAAAACUACCUUCGCAUGGACGCCAAAGAGCACGAACAAUCGUGCGAGCGCGGCCUUAACAAGCUCAAGUUCAAGUCGCGUGCUAAGCUCAACCGUGCCACUACCUUUACCUUUGGGCAACCCUGCCAAAUGGAGGACAGCCCUACAACCAUGAGCCGGUCAAGAAGCGGAAACAACAUCUUCUGCCUUGGCAGCGACUCAUUGGACGGCGCUCGGGCUAGUACCCGUCGCCUUGCCUCUUACUAA